GUUGCAACUGAGGAAGGGCUUUUAACGAAAUGGCAUCAAUUGCUAGCUCCAGUACUAUACUUAGGCCAACCCCAUUUCUUGGCCAGAGGGGAUCAAGUGCUAAUCCUCUUAGAGAUGCCGUCUCUAUGGGAAAUGGCAAAUACAUCAUGGGGAAUGAGUUGUGGUAUGGCCCAGACAGAGUGAAGUACCUAGGACCCUUUUCAGCUCAGACUCCUUCAUAUCUGACUGGAGAAUUUCCAGGUGACUAUGGAUGGGACACUGCUGGUUUGUCAGCUGAUCCUGAGGCCUUUGCCAAGAACAGGGCUCAUUGA
Hevea brasiliensis (rubber tree) is the source of this 311-nucleotide messenger RNA. RefSeq names its product chlorophyll a-b binding protein 3, chloroplastic-like. Gene Ontology annotation, cellular component: plastoglobule; chloroplast thylakoid membrane; chloroplast envelope. The coding region runs from base 30 to 311 and encodes 93 amino acids. The record is from RefSeq and is a predicted model, not a curated record. Gene Ontology annotation, biological process: photosynthesis, light harvesting in photosystem I; response to light stimulus. The transcript has 3 exons. NCBI's taxonomy places the organism in Eukaryota, Viridiplantae, Streptophyta, Magnoliopsida, Malpighiales, Euphorbiaceae.